Molecule: messenger RNA, 180 nt
Organism: Laccaria bicolor S238N-H82
Lineage: Eukaryota; Fungi; Basidiomycota; Agaricomycetes; Agaricales; Hydnangiaceae
Exons: 2
Coding region: 1-180 (59 amino acids)
Source: RefSeq, a predicted model, not a curated record
AUGCCUACGACUCGCCGAAGCAAGGUUGUCAAAACACCCGAGUUCAUCGAGAGUGACUCUGACGAUUCCAACGGUUCUGGUGAUUAUGGAGAUGACAAAGACAAAAAUACCAGUGGGUCUGAAGGUUCUGAAGAGGAAGCCAUAGAGUAUAUAUCUUCCUUGGUUCAUGUACGUUCAUGA